GGUGUGUGACUCUUUUACUCUCUCCGGUCUGUAUAUACAUUCCCCCCUGGAACGUCGUCUACGUUCAAUAACGCGCGCGCGCCUACGGAAUCGCCUGGUCGACGUCGAGCAGUGCCGCCAGAGCUCUCGAAAGGGACGCCCGUGAUUUUGCACACCCCCCCGCAACAACCUCUUUCUAUAAUAUAUACAUACAUACAUACAUACCUAGACAUUAAUAUACAUAUAUACAUACAUAUGUGUGUAUGUAUAAUCAUUGGGGUACACUCGCGGCUUAUGAAUAAAUCCACCACGUACCCGCCCGCGAUCGCGAUUAACGCCGAGAGACUGAGCUGGUAAAAGUAAAUUUAAAAUAAAAUUAUAAUUUAACGACAAAGUAAUAAACGUAAUGCAUAAAUGCCGGAAGUCAAAGCUCACCGAGGUAACCUAGUGUGUAAUUUUAGUGAUAAACCAGCGGAGGAUCAACAAGGGUGAGAACGACCCUCGGAGACAAGAUGGAAUAAAGUGUCGACUGGGGUGAUAGUUGUCGCGUAUUUACUAACUGGAUACUGACGAUUAUGUUGGGAGGGUCAGGGUGUCUAAGAAAGGUCUCUACGUGUGUCUCUUCUUACGCACACUCAUCCGCGGGUCCUCUUUAUCCGGUAUCAGUGUCCUUACCCUCGUCCUGUCGCGACUACGGGAUUUUAUUUUGUAAACUCUCUUUUGUAAAAACCCUGAGGCUUUAUCAGUGACUAAGUGACUUAACUAUUUAUAUGUUUUGUUCCACUCGAGCAAGUGCUUUAGAUAUUUUUAUCUAGUGCUAAUUAUUAUCACUAUUAAUAUUAACAAUAUUAUUAUUAUUAUUGUUGUACGUAAGUGUAUAAAUAUAGAGACAAACACUUGUUUUAAUGAAGUAUAAUUGGGUGAAUAUUCACUAGACCUACAUGAGGAUACUUGGAGAGAUAACAAGUGUGGGAAAAAUAUAAUUAUCAUGUAAAAAUAUAAUUAUUUGACUUUUUAAAAGAAACAUAUGUGUAUAUAUAUAUUAUUAUUAUUAAUAUUAUUAUUAUUAUUAUUGGAUAGUAAAAUGAAAAAAUAUUUAACUAAAUGCUCAUCCGAUGACUGUGACUAGUUAGCGCGGAACUGCUUUUAAAAAUAAAUACCCGCAUUAAAUAAAUAAAUAAACUGAUUGAUAAAUUGUAUAAGUAAUUAAUAAAUAAUUGGUAUUUAAUAAUAAAUAGUAAUAAAAUAAAGGUACGAUUAGGAGGAAGUAUUAUCUGAUUACAGAUAAAAUAAAUUUAGAUAGACAACUGACAAUUCGCUGGAGAUUAAAUGAAGUGAUGGCAGAGGAAAGGGGAGUUGGUGUGUGUUAAUGUGUGAGUGUGUGUGUGUGUGUGUUGCCAGCUGAUGUGCAGGAUCGUUAAUAUAAGCUGUUACUGGGUAUGGGAGUAAGUGAGGCACGAGGUCAUGAAGAUCGCGUGUCUGAUGAUGUUGUGAAUCAGCGCGAUGAGUUUGUGGUAUUGCUGUAGAUCCAAUGCGAGCUGGAAUAUCUUGGCGAGCGGCUCGAGGUCGCGGUGCCUGUGCUGUCGAGGUCGAGGACCCGGGACAUCGGUCAGAUAAUUUCGGGAGUGAAAAAUAGUUAUUGGGAAGAGGAUGCUGGUGUUCAUGGGAGUUGUGAUGUUGGUGAUGACGAGGAUGAUUAAAAUAACGAGUGCAGUAGGGACAUUUGUUAGUGAAAUAGAAAUGAUUAUUGUUAAGAAGAUGGCAGGAAAUGUGUGGAUGAGGACGAGCUCGAGUGUGCAGACCCAAUGACAUCUCGACGAGCCGGGGGCGAGGGGUCCAAUGGAAGAGCUCCUCCAAGUCCCUCGAGCAGCGGGUCAGAGGACAAUGGAUUUGGAAAUCGUCCUAGAGGAAUUGGAGUAUAUGUUAAGAAUUUAAGCCGCCAGGAGUUGGAUUGCUUCGUUGAAGAAGAUAUUUAUGGGCUUUCUGGCAGUCCAAGUUCAUCUAAUACUGAUAUUACCACAACUACUUCAACUACGACUACGACUACAACUACAACUACAGCUACAGCUGAAACUACUGCUGGUAUUACUGCGAGUGGGAGAGAAGGUGCGUCCCUGUCAUCAUCAUCUUCUACGUCACCAUCAUCCACAACAUACUCAAUAUCAACGAGAACAUCUCUGUCGGGCAGGAGGUUCAGUCAGAGUACGAAAAGCUCGAGGGAGUUGAGAAGACGACGGCAGGAAGAGGCCGAACGUCUUCGGAGGUCUGCCGAUACUGGAGAUGAUAGGAGGAGCAGUGGCAGAGAGAGAAUCGAGAUGGACGACCGACACGAGGAGCUUGAUGACCCACGUGGAAGAUCCUCACAGAACAGCAACGAGCACUCGGAGGACGACUCCUCGAGGCUCUCACCCAGCGGCUACGAGGUUUUUGACCAGGAAGACAGCUCCGAGAGGACGAUACGCCAGUACGCUGAUGACUCGGAGCCGGAAAUUGUUCUGGAGACUGACGUGAGCGAGCGGAGAGACGAGGGAAAGCGAGCUGACAAAAUUGACCGCGAGUCGGAUUUCUCUGGGCUCUUUCCGCGAUGCUUGCCACGGUCCCAGCAGACGCUGGAUGACGAUGAGCCUCAUCCGAUGGAUCGAGCUGAUGAUCUGGACAAGGCUGGAGAGGUCAGAGUCAAGUCGCGGUUCCGGUCCCAGGACAGCACGAGACUGAGGCCUCCGUUGGUGGGCACUGCCGGCACCUCUGCUGACUCGGGCACUGGGGACUCAGCCAGUGCUGAGAUCCAGGUUGACACUCUCGGCACACCGCAGCAGACUGCCGGGGAUGUGGGUGACAACGAGGAGGAAGACGAGGAGGAGGAUUAUGACGAGGAUAAGGUUGGAGGUGACAAUACACCUGGUGAUGAUCCUUGUGCCAGUGCUGGUGAUUAUCGUAGUGCUAGUGGUAUUGGUGGUGCUGGUGGUACAGGUGCUAGUGUCAGUAGCAGUGGUUUUGGUUACACUGGACCUAAAUCUGGCAAACAAACUGUUAAACCAUUCACUAAAGAAAGUCUUGACAGACUUGAAAGCAGGACUGUCCAGCUUGUAAGGGAGUACGGGUUUCAGCCGAGGAGAAAAACUUCUGUCGAGGAUGGCGCCGUGCUUCCCAAUAAGUUCGAGCCUUUUCCGUCCGGGCUUUACGGCAGGCCACUUGAAGAGAUUGAUAAUUUUAUCUACGACGAGACGUUCUGCGUAGUGUCCAAAAGAUUUCGCAAGAACUACAUUCACAGAUUCACAGCAACAAACAGUUGGUUUAUAUUUUCGCCUUGGAAUCCAGUUAGACGUUGCUGCAUCUUCCUAAGUACGAACCAGUACUUUGAUUACAUGGUUAUGCUGACCAUUGUGCUAAAUUGUGUCUUCCUCGGCAUGACCGAGCCGAUCGAAGAAGCUGAAUAUAUCUUCCUAGCAAUCUACACAUUGGAAAUGGUGAUAAAGUCAAUAGCAAAGGGUUUUAUACUCAACAAAUAUACUUAUCUGAGGAAUCCAUGGAAUUGGCUGGACUUUGUCGUGAUAACAAGUGGUUACGCUACAAUCGGUAUGGAAGUUGGUAAUUUAGCGGGUUUGAGAACAUUCCGGGUACUCAGGGCUCUAAAGACCGUCUCUAUUAUGCCUGGCCUCAAGACCAUCAUCAAUGCCCUCUUGCACAGUUUCAAGCAGCUCGCGGAAGUUAUGACCCUCACGAUAUUCUGUUUGAUGGUUUUUGCUCUCUUCGCACUUCAAGUUUACAUGGGCGAGCUGCGUAACAAGUGCGUGAGACAUCAACAGCCUAAUGACACCCAGGUCGCAUGGAAUGAGUGGACUUGGAAUUCGUCCAAUUGGGCAUUCGACGAGGACGAGAAACCCAUCAUCUGCGGCAAUGUCACCGGCGCCAGACACUGCAAUGAAAAUUUCACAUGUCUGUGUGUCGGUCCAAAUCCAAAUCACGGAUACACUAAUUUUGAUAGUUUUCUGUGGUCGAUGCUCACUACGUUUCAAUUAAUUACUCUUGAUUAUUGGGAGGAUGUUUAUAAUAAGGUGUUGUCGGCGUGCGGGCCUAUCAGCGUCACGUUUUUCACGGUGGUCGUGUUCUUCGGGUCAUUCUACCUCAUAAAUUUGAUGCUUGCCGUCGUGGCCUUGAGCUACGAGGAAGAAGCUGAAAUUACUAACGAGGAAAGAAAAAAAGACCUAACUGAUCACCGCGAAGACUCGACGUUUAGUUUCGACCCGACGAAGAUCAACAUCAAAACCCUAACAAAAGAAAAGCAAAAAAAAAUAGACGCACGCAAGGGCGUUUUGCUGAGCAGCUACACGAGGAAAAAAACACGCAGAAGAAAACGGGGAAGAAGUUCUGCGGGGCAGGAAAAAAAUGGUGGAGCGAGGAGCAGGUCCUUGAACAAUAAAUGCGAUCAAUCGGCGACACCUAGUCCGAGUCCAAGCCCAAGGCACUCAAAUGUCCGGCCAUCAAAUCUACCUCUCCAGGUGGCUCCCCCUCGGCCACCUGACCCGAUCCACCGGCUGGCACCCCACCGAGGGAUGCUGCACUCCCGGCAAGCCAGCAACAACAGCAAUCAGCAAUCCUCGUUGGAUGACUCGGGUGUCGUUGAUGAUCACGAUGGUGAUGACGUUACCUCGGCUGAAGAGCACGAGCGUCGUGAGCAUCACCAUCGUGAACACAAGCACCGCGAGCAUCGUCUUGAACGUCAAGAGAGAAUGCAAAUGGUCACUACGACCACUGGCGAACGCACUCUACUUCCUAUUGCACCGGUCACUGUCUCCGUCAGGAGCAGGAGCCGGGAAAUUAGGGUACUAAAGUGCAAUGGGGUUAAAACUAAAAAACAAAUGUACACAUUACCUCCGGAGUACUUGUCACAUAUUGUCGUUAUUGACGAUCUUCCUGACAGAAAUUGCGACAAAUGUAUUCAGUGUUGCGUCGACUAUGAGGGUUGGUUACGAUUUCAAAAUUGUUUAUAUAAGGUGGUACGAGAUCCAUUGUUCGAAUUAACCAUCACCCUGUGUAUCGUAUUGAACACCGGGUUUCUCGCUAUGGAACAUCACGGGAUGAGCGAAAAUGUGCGACAAGCUCUCAACAUUGGCAACAAAGUCUUCACAAGUAUUUUCACGUUCGAGUGCUUCCUAAAGUUGCUCGCACUGAGCAAAGAUUUUUUCAAUAACGGCUGGAACAACUUCGACCUUAUAAUCGUGUCCGCGUCGCUCAUUGAUUUAACAUUCGAAUUAGUCGACGGUCUAUCAGUAUUACGUGGUCUGAGGUUGUUACGUGUCUUGAAGCUGGCGCAGUCAUGGACGACAAUGAAAGUUCUUCUGAGCAUAAUAAUAUCUAGUAUUGAAGCGCUGGGUAAUUUGACUCUGGUGUUGGUAAUUGUCAUCUACAUAUUCGCCGUAAUCGGAAUGCAAUUGUUCAGCAAAGAUUACACACCCGAAAAGUUUUACCCAGACCCAGUUCCACGGUGGAACUUCAACGAUUUCUUUCAUUCCUUUAUGAUGAUAUUUCGGAUACUCUGCGGUGAAUGGAUCGAGCCCCUGUGGGACUGCAUGCGCGCUGAAAAAGAUGAGGGACCGGAAACAUGCUUUGCAAUAUUUCUUCCAGCAUUAGUUAUGGGUAAUUUCAUGGUUCUCAAUCUCUUCUUGGCCUUGUUGCUCAACAGUUUCAAUUCCGAAGAAUUGAAGCAGAAAAAGCAAGAAGUUGGUGAGGAUUCAAAGCUGGCGAGGUCGUUUGACCGGAUUAGGUCAAUUGUUCGUAAAAAACGAUACCGAAAAGAGCGAACGGAGAACGAAAAAAACACACGAUUGGAGCAAAUAGUGCGGGAAGUUAUGGACAAGUCGGACAAAGAAAAAUACGCAAUACAGGAGACCGUUUUGAGCCUUCCUAAAGACAAUAUUUACAAUAGAUCGUAUCAAGAAAGUCUGAAUCAGCCGGUGUUCACUUACGAGCCGAUUUAUCACCGGCAAGCGACUGUUACUACGUACAGCCACAGCAGCCAGGAGACGGUCAGACCCGCGGGUAAGUUGGACGAGGGUAAGGGCGACAGCAAUGAGACGAAUGCUGAAGAAAGCAUCGAGAUGGAAGUACUCAAAGAGUCGACGGGAAAAAUUCCCGAUGACGAAGAACACUCGGCGAUGCUGCCACAACAGGACAAAGAAAAACAGGCGAGCAAUAAUGAGGCCAUGAUGCUGAUGUCCUCGGUGACGAUGAUGACGACAAUGAGGCAAGACGAAUUGCAGCAGCAAGCAGCGGCCAAGGGACAAAAAAGACCUUGGCACGCGCUCGUUAGCUACGUCGACGAGCUCACUGUCGGUGGAAGACGCGAUAGCAAGGGACGUUACGUUGACGGCAUGGGCUCCUUUCCAGGAUUUGGUAGAAAUAAACCACAUAAGGUGCCGCAGGAUUGCUUUCCUCAGCAUUGUUAUCAAAAAUGUAGUUGCAUUAAUCAAUGUAUGGCUACGGAUUUGGGUCACAAAUGGACUAAUAUACGCACAUUCGUGUUGUCGUUUGUCGACACCCCGGCAUUUGAAUGGAUGAUACUGGCAUUUAUAUUUGCCUCGUCUGUCACCCUUUGUUUUGAGGACAUUUAUCUUGACGACAAUCAAUUCCUCAAGCGCAUUCUCUACUGGACAAACCUGGUCUUCUGUAUGCUAUUCAGCAUCGAAAUGUUACUCAAGUGGCUUGCGCUCGGAUUCUGUAAAUACUUUACGAGUUUCUGGACAAUCUUGGAUUUUAUUAUUGUUUUCGUUUCCAUGUUUAGUCUUUUGAUAGAAGAAAAUGAAAACCUCAAAGUACUGAGGUCGUUGAGAACACUCAGGGCAUUGAGGCCACUCAGGGCAAUCUCAAGAUGGCAAGGCAUGAGGAUUGUAGUGAACGCGUUGAUGUACGCAAUACCUAGUAUUUUCAACGUGCUCCUCGUCUGUCUCGUGUUUUGGCUGAUAUUUUCUAUAAUGGGAGUUCAAUUUUUCGGUGGAAAGUUCUUCAAAUGUCUAGACGAGUAUGGCGAACUGCUAGACAUUUCGAUAGUGAACACGAAGAACGAUUGCCUGAGUGGAAAUUACACUUGGGAGAACAGCAAGAUAACUUUCGAUCACGUUGGUAUCGCUUAUCUGGCGUUGUUCCAAGUCGCGACCUUUGAGGGCUGGAUGGAAGUUAUGGAGGACGCUGUUGAUGCGCGGGGCGUCGACCUUCAACCUCAAAGGGAAGCUAAUCUAUGGGCUUACAUCUACUUUGUUAUAUUCAUCGUAUGCGGUUCAUUCUUUACUCUCAAUCUAUUCAUCGGAGUUAUCAUUGAUAAUUUUAAUAUGCUUAAAAAAAAGUACGAAGGUGGCGUGCUAGAAAUGUUUCUGACCGAAAGUCAGAAGCACUACUACACAGCCAUGAAAAAACUAGGUCGUAAAAAGCCUCAAAAAGUAAUAAAACGUCCGAUGAAUCAAUUCCUCGCCAUGUUCUACGACUUGUCCAACUCCAGGAGGUUUGAAAUAGCAAUAUUCGUAUUGAUAUUUUUAAAUAUGCUGACAAUGGGUAUUGAGCAUUACAACCAACCGCAUCCGAUAUUCUUUAUUUUGGAAGUGUCCAAUGCAUUUUUUACGACGGUCUUCGGGUUGGAGGCGAUUGUUAAAAUAAUAGGUCUACGCUAUCACUAUUUCACGGUGCCGUGGAACCUGUUCGACUUCAUCCUUGUGCUGGCGUCGAUACUCGGAAUCCUCAUGGAGGACAUAAUGAUAGACUUUCCCGUGUCACCGACGCUCCUGCGGGUCGUGAGGGUGUUCAGAAUCGGCAGGAUACUGCGGCUUAUCAAGGCCGCCAAGGGUAUUCGGAAACUGCUGUUUGCGCUGGUUGUCAGUUUACCGGCGCUGUUUAACAUCGGUGCUUUGCUCGCACUCAUUACAUUUAUCUAUGCAAUUAUCGGCAUGUCGGUCUUCGGACACGUACGCAAGCAGGGUGCUCUCGAUGACAUGGUGAACUUCGAGACCUUUGGUCGGAGCAUGCAGCUGUUGUUUCGCUUGAUGACGUCGGCAGGAUGGAACGACGUCCUGGAGUCUCUUAUGGUUCAACCGCCGGACUGCGAUCCCACCCCCACCAGCCGGCAGUUGAACGGAGACUGCGGGUCACCCCUCCUAGCCAUUACGUACUUCACGUCCUUCAUCAUCAUCAGCUACAUGAUAGUGAUCAACAUGUACAUCGCAAUUAUCCUGGAAAACUUUAACCAGGCGCACCAAGAAGAAGAGAUCGGCAUUGUCGAGGAUGAUCUCGAAAUGUUUUACAUCAGAUGGUCAAAAUAUGAUCCUCAUGCAACCCAAUUCAUACGUUUCUCACAACUGAGCGACUUCAUAGCGAGCUUAGACCCUCCGUUAGGAAUUUCAAAGCCCAAUGUCGUGGCAUUGGUGAGCUUUAAUCUUCCUAUCGCCAAAGGUAACAAAAUACACUGUCUGGACAUCCUACACGCACUUGUCAAGCACGUCCUUGGACACGUCGAGGAGUCGGAGGAUUUCAGAAAACUCCAGGAGCAAAUGGACGUUAAAUUCAAAAAACAAUUCCCGACGAGGAAGGAACUGGAAAUUGUCUCAUCCACGAGGAUCUGGAAGAGACAAGACAAAGCUGCCAGACUUAUUCAACGCACCUUCCGCGACUAUAUUACAAUGAAAAAAGAACGUGAAAGAAUAGCACAUGAGGUAGAUUCUCAAACACAAACGUCGAGUCCGGGUGGCAUGGGCAGCGAAGGCAGAGGCGGUGGGUGGGGUGGUAAGUUAUCGGCCCUUCUCCACGUACACCGCGGAAGUAGGGCCAGUAGCCGCAAGUCCUCCAGGGCCAGCGACGCCAGCGACCUUAGCGAGCUAGGGACAGCAUCGGCUUGGUUAUUUCCAAAUUUACCGCUGCUGCUUCUCUCCGGCGCCACCGGGACCCAUGAGGACCUGCAACCACCCUCCUUAACCGUGUCCCGUCCCUCGCCCACCAUGGAACAGCCCUCGGCUACCUCUAGCUCCGGCUCGGACUCUCACGUCACUGUCAGAUCCUCUGGUGCGACACUGGGUCGUCAAGACGCCGUCGAGUCGUACCCAGACGAGGACGUGCUGAGUCCGCCAACGUCUAAACGCAGUUCGAUAAGGCCGAGUGGUACUGCAUUGUCAUUAAAUAUUCUACAGCGCGACAUUAAAGAAGCAAUAACACGCCGCUGCGGUAGUUUAAGGGGAAAAAAAAGUGUUCCUGUCCCAGAACCAGCACCACUACGCAUACCCGACGCCAGUGAUGUCAGUAUACUGGUGACAGAACCAAGUCCCGAGACAAAUAUACCGCCCGUAAGACCGCCCUUGCUUCGACAACAGUCUGAAGCAACGGUAGUCCACGUUCUUGUUCACCGCGAGAGUGAAGAGUAUCAAGAUGCUCAUGACAACAGCUGAUCUUAGUUUGAUCGUAUGUUCAUAAUAAAAAUUAAUAUCUUUCCUCCAUUAAUCAUUUCAUCAAAAUUACCUUAUUUUUAAUUAUUAUCAAUUACGUUUUAUCAGACGCGAGUCUUCCGUAAAAUGCAAUACUAAAUCAAUAAUCAUGAAUUUUAAAUAAAAUAGGCGACGAUAUAAUUUUUAUUAUGCAUCUGUAGUCAUGAAUUUAAAUCUUGAUCUUCGUCUUACCUCAUUCAUAAGUAUAAUUAAUAUAUAAUUAAUUAAUUAAUUAAUAAAUAAAUAAUUAAUCACGCCGAUUAAUCGGCAGUAGAAGCCUGAAGAUGUACUGCCUCGUAUUGUAGAAACAAAGCACACGUUUCAGAUCGACGAGAAAUUAUAUUCCAGGAAUAAUUAAUUUUUAAUUGAUGGCAGAUUAAAUGUCAAUUGGAAAGUUAAUAAAUUUCUUGUUGAUCUGAUACGGAUUUCUAGUAAUUUAAAUAAAUGUUUAUUGUAAUAAAUGCGAUUGUUAAUCAGAAAAACCGUCACACGGAACAAAAAAAUAUAUAGAGUAAGUUUUAGUUAUUUAUUAUUAUUAUUAUUAUUAUUAUUAUUAUUAUUAUUAAAUGAAGUAGGCGCGAUUAGCUCUCUGCUUCGGAAGUAUUACGGUGGGUUAUAUAUGACGUUUUAUCCCUAGUGUAUGCGAGAAGACUUUUCCGUGGCCAUCUAGUGGCGGUAUGUGGAACUGUCGUUUAUAAAAAAUUUAUCGUCAUUUUAUUUUUUAACUACUGAUGGUUGUGAUUUUUAAUUAUUGGCUUUUUUUAUUUUAUUAAUUAGUUUUUAAACUUAAACUAGUAAAUUACUUAUUUCGAGGCUAUGCAACUAGAGUUUCAUUAAUCUGUUAUUUGUUCCGAUUUAAUGGGAAUUUUUCAUUGAAAAAAUUAAGAAGUAAAUUAAUUAAAAAACUUUGAAAUUAAUUUUUAAUUACUGCGUUGUAAUGCAAGUGAUCUACGAUUUAAAAAAAUUAAAAAUUUGAAGUACUAGUGAGAAUAAAAAUUAGAUUUUUAAAAAAAUUUCUAAAAUUUUGAACUUUUAUAAACCAGAUAAAAAUAAGAAUUUGAAAAAUUAUUUUAUUAAUUACAAUAUUCACUUUUUACAAAAUCGAGCUUCUGCUUCAUUACAAAUUACGAAAAUUAAUUUUUUUAUUUUCAAAAUUUUGAAUGCUAUUUCAAACUAAUCGGCCGACUUUACUAAUCAGUAAAUCUGAUAAAAAAUAAGUAAAUGCCCAAUAAAAAAGUCGACAAAACUUAAAUAGAAUCCGAUAAGAAUUGCGACCGCUAUCAUGUUUACAAAUCGCGUUGACUCCGUAUAUAAAUACAAACUUUUGAACAAAUGAAAUUUUUAAAAACCACUCGGAUUAAAACAUCAGGAAAAUUUUCCGAAACUUCGGUGAUUCGAAAAACUCAAUGGAUUUAACAAUUCACUAAAAAGUAACUUAGACCAAAAUAAUCUUUUAUUCAACUGACCUGCCAGCUGGCAACUUUUCGCAACCGAAUACGACAAUAGUUUUAUAUAUUUUUGACGCCAGCAUUUAAAUUCCUCUCUUAUAAACUUUAUUGAAUUUCUACACAUUUAAGUACUAGUUCCAUAAUACCCUCGAUCGUGCAAGUAAUUUUUUUUAGCAAAAAGUUUAUCAAAGUUAGGAUUUAGGUAAAAGUUUAGCGAAACUCGGUCUAGUCCCGGUCGAUUGACAACAAAACUCCCAAGCGAGCGGUAAUUUAUAAAACUCCUCAAUCCUAAUUAUUUAUUCAAACUCUGCUUGCAUAGUCCGCUUAUACUUAAAUAAAAAAAAAUUAAUUAUCUGAUAAAUUUUCAUUUAAUUAAAAUUUUAGUCACGUUUUUAAACAACGAAAUUUUUAUUUUAUUUUUUUACUUUAUUCCGGAAAAUUAAUCAUUAUUUUUUUUUUUGAUGAAUAAUUAUCGUGGUUUCAUAAAAAAUUAAUUAAUGACGAUAAAAUAUGAGUCAAUUAAUGAUCUAAUUAACAGAUUUUAAUUCUUUAAGUUGAAUAUUUAAAAAAAUUAUUAAAAUUUUACCAAAAAAAAAAAAGAAAAUAAAUAAUAAAAAUUACAAAGAUUGAAAUAUAAACAAAAUAUAAGUGAGAAACUGUACAAUCAUGCGAGGGUACUUUUUUGCAUCACCCGUAUUAGUCGAUUAUAGAUAAUUACAAAUAAAUAAAUUAAUUAAUUAAUCAAUCGAGUCGCGAGCGCUUUGAAAGCGCCGGUAGUUUUUAUUGAUAAAUAAAUAAUAAAACGCGCGUUUAGUUACAAAUUAAUAUAACAUAUAAAUAUAUAUAUUAAUUUAAAAUUAAAUAAUAAAUUAAACGUAAGUAGUAUUAAAAAAAAAUUCGAUAAAAAUAAAUUAAUUGAUCAAUUAAAAAAAAACUAUCGCGCUAUUGAUUUAGAUGGUAAAAAAAAAUCCGUUGCGUGGAGGAUAAUUAAUUUUCCAGCAAAAAAUAAAAUACAAACUUUUCUCUCUUUAUAACAAAAAAAAAAAAGUAAAAAAAAAUUUUUUCGACUUGCUUGAUCUUUUACUAAUUUUAGAUUUAUUAAAUAUCUUCACACAAUUUUAUUGAUAUGAAUAAAUAAUAAAAUAUUAAUUAGUAGAAAAAAAAAGUAAAUGUGAGUUAAAAUUUUUUACGAGACACGUUUAUGAAAAAAUGUAUUGAGAAGAAAAUUCUCAGGCUGACGAUACGUGAACUUAUCACACAAUGAGCUUUCAAUUAAUAUUUAAAAUAUAUAUUUAAUAUUUAAAACCGUGCUGAGUUUAUUAUUAUUAUUUUUAUAUUUUAGUUUGUUGGUUUUUUAUCUACAAAAAGAUGUGACUUGUUCAUUAAUUUAUUUAUUAAUUAACUAAUGGCUGAAGUUUAUUUCAAUUAGUAUAUUCUAUAUAUACAAUUGUAAGCAGAGCAAUUUUAAAAAAUGUUAAUUAAUAAAUAAAUAUAUGUGAAUGUAUGAAUUUAGUUGGAUUACAAUCUGUAUAGCAUACCAACGAAAACGAUAAAUUUAUUAUUAAUAAUAAUAAUUUAUAUUUAUUAUUAUUACUGUUGUUGAUAUAGGGGAGGGGGGGCAAAACGGGGUACUUAUGCAAAUACCAAAUUUUUGAGAACUCCGAUACGCUAAAGCUUUUUUUUAAUAAAAUUCAAAGUAAAUAAACAAAAUUUUGAAUUGCCACUAGAAAAAAAUUUGAAUUUUUGGCGGGAAAAAUAUGUACUUGAAAAUCGGAACGAUUUUCGUGGAACGAAAAUGAAAAAACGAAAUGAAAAGUGAAAAUCUACAGGAUCUAGAUUUCUGAAAUGUUUCGCACGUCAGCCGAUAAUUGCAGGCCACCCCCAACUACCCUUUAAGUCACCUUCAGAUUCAAAUUACAUAAAUUAUUUUCAUUUUCGUUGCGUGAACGUUCCGAUCUUCGGGUACAUGGAAAAAUUGGGUAUCCCUUAAAAAAGGUGAAAAAAAUUUUUUUUAUCAUAAACCAAAAGUCAUUAACAUUUUCCGACUGUCACUGGAUUUUUAAAAAAAGUUAACAAAAAAAAUCAAGAUAACAUUCAAUUAAAUUUACAAAAAUGAUGGAAUUUUUUAAAAGCAUUAAAAAAAAAAAUUUUCAUAAAGUUUUGGGAUUACCCGGUUUUGCCUCCCCCCCCCCUUCCCUAUAUACUGAUUAACUUCCACAAUUAAGAUUUUGAAUAAAUUUUAAAAAUUAUAAAAAAAACUUGUCAAUAUCUAAAAUUGUUUAAAAAAUAAAACUUAUUAAUUAUUAAUUACACAUUAAUUAUUAAUCAAAAUUUAUUUAAAAAAUUAGUUAAGCAACCAACACGUUUUUCAUUAUCUCCAGUAUUAUAAUUAAAAAUAAUUUGUCAUUAAAAAAAAACAUCCUAAUAAUUUAAAAAUUAAUUAGUUGGCCUUCAUAAAAAAAAUUAAAAAAAAAUUAAUCGGCGCAUUUAUAUAUUUCGCUUGUAAGUCAAGGGAACGUACUCUCAGUAAAAUAAUUAAAAUAAAAUUAAGUAUUUCACAAAUGAAAAAAAAAAAAAAAUAAUAAUAAAUAAAUAAAACUCUGAGCUUUUCUAUCGAGCUAGUAGAAAAAGACUAUACUAGUCAGCCUUAAGUAUAUAUACAUAUAUAAGUAUACAUAAAAAUAUAUACAUACAUACAUAUAAAUAUAAAAAACUAAUUUCUCUUUUUGAACACUUUUUGCUCCAACACACGAGUAAAUCCUAAAGUUCCCUUGAUAUUUAAAAAAAAAAAAAAAAAAAAUCGUCAUUGACAAUAUUAAUCGCUCGAAAUGUGUAAAUUAAAAUUAUUAAUAUUAAGACCAAUGUAUCGGGUGAAUUAACGUAUGAAAAAAAAUUAUUAAUAAAUAUAAAAUAUAAUAAUUAAUGAAUAUUAUUUAAUUAAACGUAAUCACCCAGUACAUCGCGAUCUACAAUCAAUGGCCUAUGUAAUACGUUAGUGAAUGUAAAAGUGUGGCGUUAAUUAAUGUCUUCAAUAAUAAUAAUUGACCUUUAUAAAUAAAUAAAUAAAUAAGUA
Microplitis mediator is the source of this 13958-nucleotide messenger RNA. RefSeq names its product sodium channel protein 60E (gene NaCP60E). The coding region runs from base 1785 to 9401 and encodes 2538 amino acids. Gene Ontology annotation, biological process: membrane depolarization during action potential; sodium ion transmembrane transport; neuronal action potential. The transcript has 21 exons. Gene Ontology annotation, cellular component: plasma membrane; voltage-gated sodium channel complex. The record is from RefSeq and is a predicted model, not a curated record. NCBI's taxonomy places the organism in Eukaryota, Metazoa, Arthropoda, Insecta, Hymenoptera, Braconidae. Gene Ontology annotation, molecular function: voltage-gated sodium channel activity; protein binding.